AUGAAGGGUAAUGAUAAUAAAUUGAGUCCAUUCGAGGCGUUCGCGUAUUGUUUCGGAGACAUUAUCGGCUCGGGAAUAUUCGUCUCUCCCUGGUCAAUUAUGAAACAUUCUGGGUCCAUUGGUCUCUCAUUUAUCAUAUGGAUUGUUGGGGCCUUCAUUGCCAUAAUCGGGGCCUUGGUUUAUGUUGAAUUGGGCACCAAGAUCAGGAAAUCUGGAUGUGAUUUUGCCUAUCUUACACAUGGCGGAUGGUGAGUGACCUUGAAAUUAAUAAGAUCAAACUAUCCCUGAUUUGUCACUUGUAACAACAUGAUGUUUGCAGGGAGCCAGCAGCCGUUCCAUUUUUAUAUGUUAGUUGUUUGCUGAUAUACCCAACCAUUCUGGCCAUCCAGACAAUUGCCUUUGGCGGUUACAUUGUGUCUGGCUUGUCCAGUAUCUUCUACUUUGACGACGAUGAAGUUUAUAUUUUGAGACACCUUAUUGGGUUCUUGGCAUUGUGUGAGUACUAUGAUUUCUAAAAUACCGAUUUAAUUGAGUCGUUCUUGUCUUUGUGAACAUGUUUUCUCUUCGAAGUUUCGCGGGAAAACUUCAAAUAGCAGUAACUGCGUCGAAAUUGGCAGUAAUCUCAAUUAUUUUACUGGUCGGGUUCUAUUAUUUGAUAUUCAAAGGUAUGUCUGGGAGGAAAUUUAACGAUCUAGAUGACAGAUGGUUCCAAACAUUUUGAAAAUUCAUUUGAUGGGACAACAAAGGACCCUGGAGGUAUUGCUCUCGCACUCUAUGCUAGUCUUUAUGCCUACAAUGGAUGGGAUAUUUUGAAUUUUGGAACGGACGAAGUCGAGAAUCCGAGAAAGUAAGACCUUGCAAAUUGUCGUGCAAAGUGCUGUAAUUGAUUCCUACUGUUUCUUUAAAGGAGUUUGCCGAUUGCUGGACUGGGCAGUAUUAUUAGUGCAGCUGUUUUGUAUGUGGGCAUUAAUGUGGCUUACAUGUCCGUGCUGACUAAAGAAGAAUUCUUGAUUGGGGAUACGGUAGCAGUGGUAGGUCGAAAGAGAUAAAAAUAAAUGUCUUUAGCAAUUUGCUCGUCGCUCCAUGGGCGAUUUCAGUUACGUAGUUCCAUUUUUGAUCGGAGUUUUAUUACUGGGAAAUCUGAAUACUACGAUCUUCGGAUGCAGCCGAUAUGUACUUGCUGGUGCCAGGAAUGGAUACUUCCCAUCGUAUUUGAAGACCCUGAAUCCGGAAUCGAUGAGUCCAAGGGCUGCUGUUCUGGCUGAGGUGAUCUUUCGCUUACAGUACUAGUAAUGUUAUGACUGCCUGAAGGUAAUUUACUUUUUUAGUUGGUGGUAGCCAUCAUAAUAUCAUUUAUUGGUGAUCUGGAGCAUCUACUUGGGAUCAUGACCUUUGCCAUGUGGACACAACGAGCAAUCGUCCAGAUAUGUUUACUUUGGAUGAGGUAUAAGCGAUUUGAAUAUCCAAAAGAUGCAUUCGUUACUCCGAUCUUCAUGCCCAUCUUGUUUUUCGGUAUUUCCAUUGCUUUGCUUGUUGCUCCAGUUGUUGAGGUACGUCGAAAGCAUUAAUUUUUUACGCGACAUUUCUGCUUUCAGAAUUAUUACGUAGCCAUUGCGGGUCCAGUGCUGUUGUUAUGCGGCUGCUUUGUAUACUUUAUAAUCCUCCCGCGGACGCAUAAGGUGAUCUUCCAGAAGAUGGACUACUACCUAGUCGUAUUGUCUCAACUUUUGUUGAAUGUUGAUAUUGUUGAAGAUGAAAAAUUAGAAUAA
This is a messenger RNA of Bursaphelenchus xylophilus (pine wood nematode), 1769 nucleotides long. The record is from the annotation of a GenBank genome assembly. NCBI's taxonomy places the organism in Eukaryota, Metazoa, Nematoda, Chromadorea, Rhabditida, Aphelenchoididae.